Molecule: messenger RNA, 1359 nt
Organism: Meyerozyma guilliermondii ATCC 6260
Lineage: Eukaryota; Fungi; Ascomycota; Pichiomycetes; Serinales; Debaryomycetaceae
Product: tRNA adenylyltransferase
Exons: 1
Coding region: 1-1359 (452 amino acids)
Biological process (GO): tRNA 3'-terminal CCA addition
Molecular function (GO): ATP:3'-cytidine-cytidine-tRNA adenylyltransferase activity; RNA binding
Source: RefSeq, a predicted model, not a curated record
AUGAAAGCUCAAUCUGUGCAUACAAUCAAGAAGAAUCCUGAUAAAUCCAAGCAUUUGGAAACUUGUACAACCAAGCUUUUCGGGUUGGACAUUGAUUUUGUUAAUCUUCGAUCCGAGAAGUACACGGCAGAUAGCAGAGUUCCAGUAAUAGAGUGUGGGACUGCCGAGGAAGAUGCUCUUCGUCGUGAUGCUACUCUUAACGCUUUGUUCUAUAAUUUAAACCAGGAUAAAAUCGAGGACUUCACAGGAAAGGGACUCGAUGACUUGCGCAAUGGCAUAUUGAGAACACCGCUAGCCCCAUAUCAGACUUUUCUAGAUGACCCAUUGCGAGUGUUGCGUCUUAUUCGUUUUUCAAGCACAUUCGAUUUCCAAAUUGAAUCAAAUACAAUCGAAGCGAUGACUACCGACGAAAUCAAACAAGCUUUGAUCCACAAGAUCAGCAGAGAAAGAGUGGGAGUCGAGUUGGAUAAAAUACUCAUGGGUAAUAACCCCAUUUACGGCCUUCGAUUGAUAAGCCAUGUGGGGCUCACAAAUAGCAUAUUUAAUGUUGGCACUCUUGAGAACACCAUCAACGAAAUCAACCAACCAGCUCAUUUGGAUGUUGUCAAACAGCGCUCUGCAUUGAUAGAUGGCCAGAUUUCGGCAAUGUCUACAUCUUUCAAAGUUUUCACUACAUUAAUCGAUAAGAACUAUCAGAGUCUACAAAAAGUGCUCACUAGUGUCUUGCUGGAUACGCAUCUACAAAAAUUAUUCUACUUGAGUACGGUUCUACUUCCCUAUGAAAAUGCAGUCUUAAGAGCAAAUCCCAAGCGUGCAGCAGAAUCAGCAGUUCCCGAAUUGAUCUUGAAAGAGGGAUUGAGGCUAGGAAAGCACGAUUUUGAGCCGGUAUCGACGAUUGUCAAAGAGCAUAAGUUGGCCAUUACUGCAUUUCAAGCUUUCUUUGACAGCCACACCAUAAAGAGGUCUGAACUAGGAACGAUCUUGGCUAAGUACAAAGCACAUUCGUCCUUGAGUGUCUUGGUCUACGCAUUUGCAGAGUUAUUGCAAAAUCCGGAAUUCAAGGCACCCGUUCUGAUCGAACCGCAUCCUCAAGUCCUAAAUUUGGCAGAGCAGCUUUUAUCUCAAAGCCAUUAUUCCCUCUCCAAAUAUGAGAACUUAAUGAGAUACAUAGAGAACGAGUCAUUAUGGGACGUUCAUAAUGUUAAACCGUUGGUCGAUGGAAAGACUCUUUCCAAGGAAUUGAACAAGAAACCCGGACCUUGGAUGGGAGAAGUUACGAACAUGAUUUUAGUAUGGCAGCUUGACCACCCACUGGGAACAAAAGAAGAAUGUAUAGAGUUUAUCAAGAGCCAAAUAUAA